Messenger RNA from Serpula lacrymans var. lacrymans S7.9, 210 nucleotides. RefSeq lists its product as uncharacterized. The coding region runs from base 1 to 210 and encodes 69 amino acids. The record is from RefSeq and is a predicted model, not a curated record. Lineage: Eukaryota; Fungi; Basidiomycota; Agaricomycetes; Boletales; Serpulaceae. The transcript has a single exon.
AUGAUCAAUCCCACUGAACAUGAGAGCCUGUCUAAUUGCAAUAGCGGUGAGGCUUUCGAGGACGACAACAAUCCAUUCGCCCCCUCAGCGGUCAAUAAUACACACAAUUCAUUAUCAUCCAUUGAUACAGAGCCCAGUAGUGACCCAGAGAACUUAAAUAUACGCCCUGUCCAGCUACAAUACACAUCUCAACUCAAGACACAACUAUAG